AAAGAUGUUUCAGAAUAUAAAAGCAGAGCAAACAAAAUAAAAUUUAUUACUUGAUUUGUUAAACUUUGUUAAAAUUACUUAAAUCACCAGCAGGGAUAAAUGGAUCUAACAGAUAAAAACGUAGUUUUUAUUGCCGGUUUAGGUGGUAUCGGAUUUGAAGCGUGCAAAUUAUUAAUGACUAGAAAUUUGGCACAUUUGAUAAUAUUGGACAAAAUUGAAAAUUUAAAUGCUUUAACAACUCUAGAGACGAUUAAUCGAAAAACAAAGGUUACAUACCUGAAAUUUGACAUCACAAAUAAAAUGUGCAUAAAAAGUACAUUCAAUGAGAUUACGAAUAUUAUUGGAUGCAUUGAUGUAUUGAUAAAUGGUGCGGGUGUAAUUGCUGAUCGGAAUAUUGAGCUCACAAUCAAUGUAAAUUUAAUAGGUCUUAUUAAUACCACUAUGGAAGCUCUUCCGUACAUGGAUAAAACACAAAAGGGUAGAGGUGGGCUUAUAGUCAAUAUUGCUUCACUUCUAGGCUUGGACCCAUGUCCACCAAUUGCCAUUUAUAGUGCUUCAAAGUUUGCAGUUGUAGGAUUUACUCGCUGUUUGGCGGACUCGUACUAUUACAAUCGUAGUGGAGUUGCAGUAACUGCAAUUUGUCCUGGACUUACAGAUAGUCCAAUGACUACGGUUCCUAAAAUAAGUGAUACAUUCGAUUAUUCCAAGCCAUUAACAGACAAAAUAUUCUGUGCGCCAAGCCAAACAGCCGCCACAUGUGCCAAACAUUUGUUAAAUAUCAUCGAGAAGUGUGAAAACGGUUCGUUGUGGAUAAGUAAUAGGGGUUCAAUGACAAAAGUUGAACAUCAACUUUAUUGGCAACCUUGAGUUAACGAAAUGCAAAAGUGUAAACAGCUGAUUCAAAAAAAUUAAUACAAUUUUCAUAAAAAUAAAUAUUAAAAUGUUUUAUUUCUUGAUUAGUGUAAAUAUAAAGACUUCAAAAUGCA
This is a messenger RNA of Lucilia sericata (common green bottle fly), 986 nucleotides long. RefSeq names its product alcohol dehydrogenase-like. Bases 100 to 867 code for a protein of 255 amino acids. The record is from RefSeq and is a predicted model, not a curated record. NCBI's taxonomy places the organism in Eukaryota, Metazoa, Arthropoda, Insecta, Diptera, Calliphoridae. Gene Ontology annotation, molecular function: alcohol dehydrogenase (NAD+) activity. The transcript is spliced from 3 exons. Gene Ontology annotation, cellular component: cytoplasm.